Molecule: messenger RNA, 934 nt
Organism: Papilio polytes (common Mormon)
Lineage: Eukaryota; Metazoa; Arthropoda; Insecta; Lepidoptera; Papilionidae
Exons: 2
Coding region: 187-867 (226 amino acids)
Source: RefSeq, a predicted model, not a curated record
UUAUGUCAAAGUCAGAUUUUUAUGUUACAUUGUUGAAUGUUGAAUGAAUUGUUGUUUAAGAUUUUUUUAAAGGUCUUUUAUUUGAUUUUUACACAUCCCUGUUUUGUGGUAGCCGGAAGCAAAACAUUAUAAUAUUUAUAGUUUAACACUAGGACCUCGGAGGCGGUGAUUUGUUCUGAAUGUAGGAUGGGAGAACCGUCAAGUAAUGGCAAUACGUAUGGCAUCGAAAAUUGGACGAAAGAAGAGAAAUAUGAUCUUUAUCAAGCAUUAAAGGUAUGUGACUUUCAGGAUUAUGAAAAACUAAGUACAUACAUUACCACAAAGUCUGUAGAUGAUAUUCGAAGGGCUAUAUCACAUUACAAGAACCUGAUAUCUGAACAUCCAGUAUUGUGUAAGAAAGUAAAAAAAGGAACAAAAACUGGGGCCAACCUUAUACCUUUGGCAGAUUGGGGUAAAUUUCUCACAGAAUCUUUAAAUUUAAAGGAUCUUCGUACAGAUACUGCAACAGUUCUUCGUCUGAUAGCAGAUUUUGAAGAAUUCCCUUCACCUGCUUGCGCAAGUAAUGUUAAUUUUAGUAAAAUAUAUCAUGCACUGGCAAAUGCAUUGGAAGGUAAAGAACUGCCUAAAGAUAAAAUGAUAAUUUCAAUAGUGGAUAAGUGUCUAGUUGAUACAGCUUUGACAAGUAAACCUUUUAUGAGAGUGUCGAAUGUUAAAAAUAUAAUUAGGUCUCUUAACAUGUCUGAUAAAGAAUUAAAUUCAUUUCCUCAUUAUACAGAUAAUCAAGAGCUGACUAACAUAAGACAUAUUGCAUCACAAAGGUCAUACAACCCACUUAACUUAUCUGAGGAUAUUUUAAGACCAUCAUGAAUAUAUAUAUUUACAUAUUGUAAUGAGCUUGUGUAAUAAACAUAUAUAUGAUGUUCAAGUAUUUUAA